GGAUGAUGAACUGGCGUAGCAGCUGGAGUCUUGUGAAGACCAUGGCAGAGGCGACCUGCCACGUGUCUCUUUUCGAAAUUUUGUUUCACUACACUCCAAACAACACGCACCCCAUCACCCCUCUCUCUGGAAUCUCCUGCAGAAAUAUAAUAUUCACUCCAUUUUUUUCUCUCUGGGUAUUUGUUCUUUCUUUGUAUUUAUCGACGAAAUUUGUUAUUAAGCUUUCUCUUCUUCAUCCAUCGCUCUUUCACCCUUUUGAAAUCACCCUUGGGAGGGAAAAUGUGUUUUUUUCUGGGCUAAAAGAGAUCAGAGAUUAAAAGAAAAAAGAAACUAUUAUGGAGAUGGAGUGGAAUUGUGAAAGUCUGGUGAUGCUAAGGUCAAAACCAGGCGAAGUUCCAAAGAAUCUGCUGCAAUGGGGAGAUGCUGAGUCUUUCAAUGGUGUCUAUGUAGAUUCAACUCUCAAGGGCAAGAAAAUGAUGCAUUGCAGUGAGGGAGAGGAAGGGGAGAAGGAGAAAUAUGUCAAUUCUCAUCCGACUAUCGAUACCACAGUUGGACCUGUAGAGCCAUUGAUGGGGCUGAGGCUUGGGAAGAGAACAUAUUUUGAAAACAACAACAGUUCCCACCAUAGCACAUCAUCUUCCCAUGCCAUCCCUGGCUUAUCAAAGAGGGCAAAACCGUCUUCUUCCCGGGCUGGACAAGUGCACCGGUGCCAGGUUGACGGCUGCAAUCUGGAUCUUUCUUCUGCUAAGAGCUAUCACCAGAAGCACAGAGUUUGCGACAACCAUUCAAAAUCCCCUUGUGUCCUUGUGAACGGAUUACAACUCCGGUUCUGUCAACAGUGCAGCCGGUUCCAUAGCCUGUCAGAGUUUGAUGAAAUGAAGCGCAGUUGUCGCCGGAGACUUUCCAAUCACAAUGCCAGGCGGCGUAAUCCACGUCAGCAGAGUGAUCCCACUCCAUCCCUUUAUGAUGACGGGCAACAGAUGAGUUUUGUGCAGAACAAAGGCCAACUCGUCCCCUCUAAAACCGCUAGCUGGGAAUCCCAGAGCUCUAAGCAAACUCUUGGCGACGAAUUGACUUCUGAGCUAGAAAAAAGCAACCUGAUCAGGCAACAACUGUACCUGCCAAAUGGUAGCGCAAACUCUGCUGAGGUCUUCAAUCUAGGUGCCAAGGGAUCAUCAUCCCUGUUGCCUUCACACAUACCAGCUGAGUUUUGUGCUCUCUCUCUUCUGUCAUCUACUUACACGGGAGGGGUCACAUUCGACCCCAAAUUCAUCUCAAACAGCAGCAACAAUGACAACAUUGUGUGCGCAAACCAGAGUGGCUUUCCUGAGACAAUGCUGCAUGACAACAAUAUCCCACACCAGCUCAUUCCCUUCGCCUCAACGGAGUACUGGCAAUGGCAACAGGCUGCACCCAAUCUCCAUGCCCACCAUCAUCACCACCACCAUCAUCAUGCCUUUGUUGUCCCCAACGCCGAUCUCUUUCCAGAUAUCCAGUGGUUCAAAGCUCCGUGUGACCCCGCUGACUUUUACCUCAGUGCUUUCAAAUGACAGCCCAAAGCCCUCCUUGCUUACUUUCGUUCGUGUUUUUGUAUUCGCGCGUUGAACUAAACUUAUGUUUGCCGAGUAUCGCCUGUUUCCCUUUGCUGUUUGCCGAUACUAAAAUCCUAGACAUUGAGUUUCUAAACUUACAAAUUGUAGCUUGAAGUUCUCAAAUGAAUGGCUAUUGUCAAU
Messenger RNA from Cuscuta campestris, 1733 nucleotides. The record is from the annotation of a GenBank genome assembly. Lineage: Eukaryota; Viridiplantae; Streptophyta; Magnoliopsida; Solanales; Convolvulaceae.